Molecule: messenger RNA, 3876 nt
Organism: Crotalus tigris (Tiger rattlesnake)
Lineage: Eukaryota; Metazoa; Chordata; Lepidosauria; Squamata; Viperidae
Gene: PELP1
Product: proline, glutamate and leucine rich protein 1
Exons: 18
Coding region: 37-3783 (1248 amino acids)
Biological process (GO): rRNA processing
Cellular component (GO): nucleus
Source: RefSeq, a predicted model, not a curated record
GCGCGGCGGGAGGGCGGCGCGGACCGCAGGGAAGCCAUGCCCGGUCCGGGCACCGUCACGUGGCCGCCGAGGCGGCCAAUCGCGGCCUCAGCGCCGCCCUCGUCUUUCCCCCGGCCCCCCCGGCCACUCAACCUGCCGCCACCCAGGCCGCCCGGGGCUCGGCGGGGCUCGGCCUGGGGCGGGGGGCGUCCCCGCGGGGGGGGCUCCGGGCGUGGCGUGGAGCGGCGCGGCGUUCCCUCGUUCCGGGCCGGGCGGCGUUCGGGCCCUUCUUCCCGGCAUGCCCCGCGCUGGAGAGGGCGGCCCCGCCCCCAGACCGUGCGCAGGCGCAGUCGGCCCUGGAGGCUCGCGGAGCACGCGAUGGCGGCGGCGGCGGCGGCGGCGGCGGGGCGGCGCGGCUCCUCGUCGUCCUCGUCUCCCGGCGACGGCGGCUCUUCCUCGUCCCCCGGCGCCGCCUCUCCCUCGCCGCCUUUCGCGCCGUCCUCGGGGCUGGCGCUGGCGGCGCUGGCGGGGCUGCUGAUGCCUCGCCGGGGACCCUCCGGGGGCACCGAUGGCCUCUCGCCGCCGCCUCCGCCGGGGCUUGCCGGGCUGGUGCGCUGCGCGCGGGACUGCGGGGGCCAGGCGCAGGCGUCGCCGUCGCUGAGCAGCCUGCUCGUCCUCAGCAGCGCCCGGAUGGGCUCCGUGAAGACGCGGUUCGAGGGCCUCUGCCUGCUGUCGCUGCUGGUGACGGAGAGCGGCUCGGAGACCUUCGCGCAGAACUGCCUGGCCUGGCUGCGGAGCCUCCAGCACUUGCUCCAGUCCCAGGACCCCCCUGCCACCAUGGAGCUGGCCGUCCUGGUUCUCCGUGACCUCUUGCAGUACUCUGCCCAGCUGCCCGAACUGGCCCGAGACAUCGGCACCAACCACAUUCCUGGACUCCUCACCUCUUUGCUGGCCCUCAAACCGGAGUGCCAGCUCCCCAUCCUGGAAGGAUGCCAGGCGUGCAUGACAUUUUACCCCCGAGCCUGUGGCUCCUUGCGAGGCAAAUUGGCCACCUAUUUCCUGUCUUGCAUGGAUGCAGAAACGCCUCACCUGCAGCAGCUGGCCUGCGAGUGUUACGCGCUCCUGCCUUCUCUGGGCGCAGGUUUCGCACAGGGGCUCAAGUACCGCGAGUCCUGGGAGCAGCAAGCGCAUUGUCUGGUGGCCACGCUACACCGCCUCCUGGGCAUGCUGUACGAGGGAGCCGAGGCAGAACCGCUGCACUAUGACGGCCCCGGAGAGGAGCUGCUGCUGCUGCUGCCGCGGGAGGAAGAAGCCACCUCCCUCCUCCUCCUGGCAAAACGCCGGUUUGCGGGUUUGGCCAAAUGCCUCUGCCGGAUGUUAAGGAACGAUUUUGGGGCUCCCGUCGCAGUUCCCGGCCAGGCUAUCCUCGACCUUGUUUGCCGAGCCCUCGACGUCUCUGUGAAGAACAUGAGCUGGUUUGGAGAUGGGCCCCUCCGGAUGCUGCUGCUCCCCUCGAUCCACUUGGAGGCCCUGGACCUCUUGGCUGCCCUCAUCUUGGCUUGCGGUCCUCGCUUGGUGCGGUUUGGGGGAGCCCUCUGCCGCCUCUUCCCCCAGGUGCUGAACAUGUGGCAGGCUGGCCAGGAUCUACCCUCCCCAGGGCUGCAGCGGCCUUACAGUGCAGUUCGGGCUCGGCUGUACCAAGUCCUGGAUCUGUGGGUGCAAGUGGCCGGAGCAGCCUCCGGGGUCCUGCUGGGGCACAGCAGCCAAAGUGAGGCCCUGCUGGGACACUUGAUCAAUGACAUCAGCCCCCCAAGCGACACCCUGAAGAUCCAGCCGAGCGCUGACUUGGAGGGGAAGCCCAGCGCUGCGAAGAAGCCCAGGCUGUCCACGGUGGGCGGCCUCGGGUGCCCGUUCCGUAAGCACGACCCUCAGGCCAACAGCGAUGUGUGCCUGGCAGCCUUGCAAGGCCUGAGCAGGGCCGUCCUCCUCUCCGGCAGCCUCAUGAAGGAGCAGCUCCACACGAGGUUGCAGGAACUGGUGAUCCCGCUGCUGAUCCGGCUGGGCCAGGCGGAGCUUCCCCCGGGAUCCCCCUACGCCAGGGCCAACUGCCGUCUUGAACUCUACCGGCUCCUGCUGGCCUUGAGCCUGGCUCCUGCCCCUGCCUGCCCCCCGCCCCUGCAUUGCACCCUCCGGCUGCUGAGCCAGGGGCGCACGGAUCCCAACCUUCUGGUCUCCUCCUUCUGCAUGGAGGCUGCCAUCAUCUGCAACGCCCUCCUUCACCCUCGGGUGCCAUCCCUGCAGCUCCCGCUGCUUGCCCCCGCCGCCCACCUGCCCGGCUCCUCGGAGGUCUCCCCUGCUGCGGCGGUUGGGGCUGCCACCCUGUCUCCCUUCUGCCCGGCUGCCUCGGUGCCCUUCCCGGCCCCCCGGCCCCUCCCUCCGGCCCCUGGGCCUCUCCCUGCCAACUCGCUGGGCCUGCCCCUGCCUGGGCUCUCAGCCGUUCAGCUGCCCCCUCGCCUUAUCCCUGAGGAGCCCGUUCCCCCUCCCUCUCCGGGCACCGCAGAGGCGGCUGCUCUGGCCACCGGGGCCAAGUUGCGGCGCUCUGUGUUCAUCCAUUACGACAAGGAGGAAGAGGAGGACGUUGAGAUCUCUCUGGAGAGCGAUUCGGACGACAGCGUGGUCAUUGUGCCCAAGGGGCAGCCGGGGAAGGCGACCGGCACUCUUAACUGUGCCCCAGUCCCUGCGGCCACUCCAGCCCCCCCGCCCCUGCCCGCCCCCCCCGCUGCCCUUCCGCUCCCCGCGUCCCCUUUGGUGGCCUGCGAGGAGGCUCCCUUGGAGAGCCCAACGCCCCUCGCCCUGGGGGUCCCACCACCUGCCCUGGCAGCGCCAGUGCUGCCGUCUUCCCCGGUCGCAGCAGCUGCCGAAGCCCCCCUGCCGGCUCUGCUGGAGGAGGACCCCCCCACGGUCAUCAACAUCAACAGCAGUGAGGAGGAGGAGGAGGAGGAGGAGGAGGAGGAGGAGGAGGACUUUCCCGAGGACGAGGAGUACCUGGACGAGGAAGAGGAGGAGGAGGAAGAGUUUGACGAAGAGGAGGGGGAGUUUGAGGAGGAGAUGGACGACGAGGACGACUUUGAUGAAGAUGAGGAGGGCCUGACAGAGGAGGAGGAGGAGGAGGAAGGCCUGACGGAGGAGGACGAGGAGGACGGGGGGCUGCCUCCUCUGACCCGAAGGAACGAAGAGGAACCUCCAGCGCUUCUGCCUGCUGUGAAGGACGGGCCGCUCAAGCUGGCGGAGGAAGAGGAGGACGGGGGAGCUGGGCUGCUGAUGGAGGUCGAGGAGGAAGCCUUCCAGCCCCCUCAGGAGGAGGAAGAGGAGGGCGAGCGGAUGGGGCCCCUGCUGCUGCUGAAGGAGGAGGAGGAGGAGAACGUGGCCUUGCCUCUGCUCCCGGGGGCCCAGCCCCUCCCCCUGCCUGCCCUGCAGGAGGGGCCCAGCUCGCUGGAGGCCCCCACGGACCCGGAGGGCCACUCUGGGCCAAAGGAGGGCGCCUCGGAGGCAGCCUCGGCAGCGUCUCUACCGCCGGAGGAGGCCGUCCACGCAGGCUCCAGUGGGGACCGGGUGGAGGCUGGUCCAGACUCCGGGGCUGGGCAGGGGGAGCCGGAGAAGCUGCUGCAGCCGGACGAAGAGGUGCUGGAAGUGAAGGAGGAAGAGGGCGGCAGACCCGCGCUGGACGAGACGGAGGCCAUGCUGGCGGACUUCGUGGACUGCCCGCCGGACGAGGAGAGAGACCCCGGCCAGCCCUGCUCCUGACUGGGCGGGGGGGGGAGAGGCUGCCCCGAGCAGACUUUUGGUUUUCCUGUUCGCUCCCAUGUUUCAAUAAAGGUCUUCCCUGCUGCACGUGAA